Molecule: messenger RNA, 1330 nt
Organism: Volvox carteri f. nagariensis
Lineage: Eukaryota; Viridiplantae; Chlorophyta; Chlorophyceae; Chlamydomonadales; Volvocaceae
Exons: 7
Coding region: 3-1049 (348 amino acids)
Cellular component (GO): intracellular membrane-bounded organelle
Molecular function (GO): palmitoyl hydrolase activity; thiolester hydrolase activity
Source: RefSeq, a predicted model, not a curated record
UGAUGAUAUACCACCAAGCCGAAAAAAUGUUUUGCAGAGAGACAUUCAUACUCUUUCUAUUCGGUUUCGCAUGCACUGCUGCUAUCCGGACGCUCGGUCCUGGACAGCUGAAGCUUGACCUAGAUGACGGGAUGACUCCUGAGCUGCUGCAACCCUUGAAUUAUGUAUCCGGAAGCCUGCCGGUUGUGUUGUGGCAUGGCAUGGGAGAUUCGUGCUGUUCACCGUUUAGUAUCGGAGCAGUGGCCAAGCUGAUUGAAGCCAAACUCGGUGUCUUCGUGCACAGCGUCAACACCGGAAGCACGGAGUUCAGCGAUGUCCUCAGCGGCUUUUGGGGAGACGUCAACGACCAGGUGGCAUUAGUUUGUGCACAGCUCCGAAACCUCACUCAGCUCAAAGGCGGAUAUAACGCGGUGGGCUUCUCACAGGGCGGCCAGUUCCUUCGGGCUGUUGCUGAGCGGUGUCAGCACACGGGGGGCCCCCUCAUGAGGACGUUGGUGACAAUGGGAGCGCAGCACCAAGGGGUGAUGAACGUGCCGGGAUGCAGGACACUGCCGCUCAAUUCUAGCCACGGCGCUUGCUACCUGAUGCAGAAGAUGCUGGGCGAAGGCGCAUACCUGCCGUACAUUCGUGAUCAUGUCGUACAGGCGCAGUACUUUAAGGACCCGCUGCGGCUUUCUGAGUAUCUCGUCGCGAACCCCUUCUUGCCGGAUAUCAACAACGAACGAGGACCAGAGGGACGAAACCCACUGUACGGCAACAACCUUGCAUCGUUGGAACGCCUGGUGCUAUACCGCUUUUCUGACGAUGACACCGUGGUUCCUCGGGACAGUGCUUGGUUCUCGUUCUUCGACGGUCAGAGGCUCGUACCAUUGUACGACCAACCGCUGUACAAGGAGGAUUGGAUUGGGCUACGGUCUUUGGACGAGCGCGGACAGCUGGUGCUCGAGGAAGCCCCUGGCGCGCAUAUGCAGUUCACGUUACAGUGGUUUGCCGACAACGUAAUCCGGAAGUAUCUAUAUCCCAAUCCGGAAGUAUCUGAAUCCCAAUGAAUUCAAAUUUGAAUUUGGAUUUGAAUUCGAAUUAUUCUUGAUUCACUAACCACCCAUCAUGGUUUGGUGCCGGUGGCUGUGCAACAAUAACCCUCUAUCGUCUUGACCGGUGCUGCUGGUGGGCCCUCUACUGGCGAGAUCGCUAGGAGCCGCAAAAGGUGGUGCCGGGUUGUGUGUCUAGUGCGUCAAGUGACCAUGUUGGCGGCUGGCGGUACUACCACAUGUGUGAGCAUUUGUGAGCAUUUGUGCAAAGGUCCUCUUCUGUAAAGUGCUUUCAUGUG